Molecule: messenger RNA, 4424 nt
Organism: Lethenteron reissneri (Far Eastern brook lamprey)
Lineage: Eukaryota; Metazoa; Chordata; Hyperoartia; Petromyzontiformes; Petromyzontidae
Product: transmembrane protein 14C-like
Biological process (GO): regulation of heme biosynthetic process
Cellular component (GO): mitochondrial membrane
Source: RefSeq, a predicted model, not a curated record
CACUUUACAGCUUUUGUUCCAUUUUUUUGUGAUCCAGAUGUCAGCAGCAGAUUUCCAAAACACGAGUUGUAGCCAUGGCGAUUGACUGGUAUGGUUUUGGAUUUGGCUCCUUGGUGAUUGCUGGUGGGGUUAUUGGCUACAAGAGGAAGGGCUCAUUGCCGUCCCUGAUAGCCGGCUUGAUCUUCGGACUGCUGCUGGAGUUCGGCGCAUUCCAGCUCUCCUUUGACCCGAACAAUAUUCUGCUAUCUUUAGUUGUGUCAGCGGUGCUGGGCUUGGUGAUGGGAAUACGCUUCCAAAAGUCGGGCAAGGUUAUGCCCGCCGGACUGGUUGCUCUUCUCAGCAUCUUGAACCUCGGACGACUGGUGCUCAGACUGCUGUGACGCCUGUUUGCCUGCCGUGGCGGCAGCGUCUCCACACCCGCUCGUCGCAAGCCCUUCUCGUUGGUAAUGACUCGUGCAGACGCCAAGACGACAGGUCGCUCGCUGCGGGUGUAAGUUGCGAUCGGACUGGCGUGUGCGUCACUGACGAACGUGAAGAUAUUAACCCUUGAGAUUUUUAAGAGAUUCUAAAGAGCGCAGUUGAAAUUCUAUAUUUGUUUUGUCCUCUCCUCACUUUCGCGUCAAUAAUAAUUUCCGUGUUUAAACACCCAGCCCGUUGUAGGUUUGUGAUGGGGUUGAUUACGUAAGUGUAUGGCGUGCCUGAGCUCUGUGAAAGCGAAGCCACCGUACGUGACGAGUCGCGUGCUGCUGCUGCUGUUCGCUCGCGUUUCAAUUUAAAACGAGCGCUCUGUGCCGUCUCAGAAAUUGCUUCACACGACUGCUUUUUUUGGAAGCCGAUUUGUGCGGAUCCCAUCGAAUACCAGCAGCUCGGUCCUGCGUGGAGUGUUUAAGCCGACUGCUCGGGCAAUAACAAAAAACACCCAUUUAGGGAACAAUUUUUAGCCCGAAGAGUAAAAAAUGACCUCAAGUAUGGAACUCUGCCAGCCGCAUUGCAGGAUUACAGCUUUGUAGUUUGGCUCUCAACCGCAGCACUUCAGACUUUCAACGUGUCAAAUUUGUAUGCGGGAUAAUUACCCUAUUGAAGUUAUUGUUUCCAAUGUUGCGUAAAGUAUGUACUGGGGUAGUGGGUGUGUUGUUAAACAUACACAUUAUAAUGCCUGUACAGUUGUAUCUUCACAUUUUCACCCAAUGUUUUCCCAAUUGUGUUAUCGGCGUCACAGCACGAGACAAAUCAUCCAUUUGGAAAUUUCACAGCAGUUCAGCCCCGCGUGUUAGAGAACAGCCUCUUGAAGCAGACAUUGCAGAGUUACUCAAAGAUCCCUUAAAGUGACCUCUUGUCCACACUCAGAGACAGCACCCGUCCUGCUACGAAAAAAUAUUCAUCACCUGACAGUCAAACAGAUAUUCUUCAUUCUCACAACAAAAUAUAGUCAAUUAAGUGCAAAAUUACUUUGAAAUAGGAUGUUUUUUUUAGUGCGACUAUAUUGGUAACCAAUUUCUGAGUUCAUCACUUCACUACUCUUGAGUCCGCAGCAGUUGCCUGGGCUCGAACCCAGGCAAAUCUCAUCAUCGUCAGCUCAGCGCUCUGACUUCUGAGCCACCGGACUUCCUCACAGAGCAAUGAAAUUCGUGAGAAAAACAUAUCUACCACCAUUGGAACCUCCUUUGCCAGUAGCAAAAUAUGAUAAUUGUUUUUUUACCCUUUUAUCUGGCAACAAAACUGACCUUUUUUUUACUACUGGCAAAGGAGGUUCCAAUGGUGUAAAUGCUUACCCCGAGCUCUCAUACUCUGAUGGUGCAUUGUCUUUGAGUUGUGUGCCUUUUAGCGUCAUCUGGUCCAACACCAUGUGAGACUAGGCUCUAAGAAAAGCUGUCUCGGGUGUGGACCAAUUCAUUUCAAGGACAGUGCAUACAUUAUCAGAGUUGUGUUUUUGUUUGCAUUCGGACUGCAGGUAUUGUGGUCAAUCCAAACAUGACUCCUUGUAAAAAAGGUGUCAGUUUUGUUGCCAGAUAAAAGGGUAAAAAACAAUUAUCAAAAACAUAUCUACUCUCACGAGACCAUCGACCCACUAGAUUAGAGAACCCGUUUUUUGAACCUCGGGCUUCUGCCGAGCGGAAUUUUGGUAUCCUUGACAAAGACCUCCGCAGCAUUACGUGGACGUAGUUCCAUAACGGAGAUCUUCCAUGAGGCCAUGUGAGAGACAUUGUGCAGAACAUCAGUGCACGAUGGCCGUCACUUCUCAUGGCUCCCGCAGAGAGCUUGAGUUCACGCGAGCGCAGUUGUGUUUUAAAUGACCGUCUCCAAUGCUCAAUUGGCUUUACUUUGGUAUUGCUUUGUCUUCAGUGAAGCCCUGAAAUCCUGGAUUUAACCACCGCUGUUUCACAACCUGCUGAUCACACGUAUUUAAAGUGUGAAGCACAUUCAGAAGUUCUCUGUUUAAUGCGGCAAAGUAACAGAGAGAACCAACUCACGGCCAAGUGAAAAGUCCUGGCAUUUUAAUUUGCUUGUGCCUCUUUGUACGUAUUGGCCGCAGCACCUACAGAUGCUCAUUGAAGCACGAAUCCCUUUCCAGUCAUCGCCACCAGCCAUGAUCAAUCCACUGCUGGCUGCAGGCCCCUCUCUAAGCCGUCACGAUCUCACUGCCAUCACAGUACCACGUGGCAAUUCAAAUGGCAGGUGGCGUAUCGGUUGCAUCUUGCCUGGCGUGGCCGACUGUCACUGGCCGCGCGCUCUUUAAGCCGUGUCACAUGUUCUAGCCCUAUCGCACGGCGUUUGCUUUCGUGUCAAAUCGACGCAGCUUAUGAGAUCACCGCGAGUCAUUUUAUGUGGAUCCUAAAAAAACCCACGGGCAAUUUGCGAACGAAGCUGGUGUUAUUCGGGAUGAAGGUUGCGUUAUUUCGUCUGCGCCGUACUGCCGUUGUGGAGCUUUCUCAGGUUGAACGCCGAGACAACUUGUGUCGUGUAACGACCCGCGGGCACAAGAGCGUGCAGGCUCGAUGGCAGGAGCAACCCUGGGGCCGCACCGUGGCGGCGGCUGGCAAAGCGCAUCACAGCUCGUCGGCACGUUGACGAGGUGUCGUACGGAGAGAAAAUACACUCGUCUAUAAUUUAGUAAUGCGUUCUCGUGAGAGCGCUCUAAUAAGCUGAGAUGCCAUUAGAAGGCGUCGGACACAUGCUUAGGGAGAUUAGUAGGCACGUGCUCAAAUCGGCGUCAUAUAAAAUGGCAUGAGCACAAAUCUCUGUUGAUGCUUAAUGCAGGGGUCCAGAUGCGUACAGUUCUUGCGCCGUUUCAUUCCGAAAAAAUUAACCUUCACUGCUUCAGAUGGAUGUGAAUAAUGUUUUGAAUUUUAUGAUUUGUGGGUGUGUUUUUUUAUUAAAAGUGCACAAUUCCUGGUUCGGGUGAUUUCAAGAAGGAAUCGCAUUCAAUGUUUUUUUUCACAUUUUGAGAAGUGUUGCGUUUCAGCGUAAGUUGCUAAUACGUAAGGCUUGUUGCUAAAGCUGCGUUGAGUGCACGUACCGCUUGAAUUGUGAUUGCUUCGCGUCCGCUGCAUUGUACGCUUUGAUCUGUUUUACAAGACAUACACGUGGUAAUAUACAGAAAAAAAAACGCAAUUGAUGUUCAACAAUCCCUUGUGAAGUCUCACAAGCAAGAAAUCUCGGAAAAUGAAUUCAAACUCCAUUUCUCCACAAGUGUGUUCGACGUUGAGGCGAGGUGAUUUUAUGCACAUAAUAAAUUAUCGUGCAGUGCACGGUGCAUCUGUGGGGUGCAGCCUGGAGGUAGUGUCUCUCAUGAAACGAGACUGAAUGUCAAGCCAGCUGUUUGAACUCUGAAUGUUGGCUUUCAUGCCUCUCCGCUCCUGCCGCUGCAUCUGCAGCGGCCCCCGCACGUGCAGCCCUCGGUAGACGCACUGCUGGCUGAGUGCCUCCCCACGCCUGUGCGCGUUGUGGGGGGUUUUAUUUCUCUCCGCUUCAUGGUGAUCGCUGCGGGUUUAUGAAGGAGCGUUUACGCGGGGGCAGGGGAAGUGCAGUGCGAUGGAUUUUGAUCCGCUGCCCUCUGCUGCCCGCAACAUAACCUCGCAGAUAACCUCGCAGCAGCAGCAGCAGCAGUCUAUACCGGCUGUCGUGCAUGGCGGUCGCCCAUUCAAACACGACGCAGACUUAAACCUGCUUGCUUCUGAAGAAGUAUGACGAGAUCGGGUGCGUUGCAGAUUAUUUUGUCCGAGGCUUAUAUUGUGAUGCAAUUGAGCAUGAAGCUGCGAGUGUACUUAUGUGCUGUAUGUUGAACUUUGUUCGCACCGUACGUAGCCAUCCGUGCUAAUGAGAGGUGCGAGUGGCGUGUAAUCAUGCUCACGUAGAGUCGACGUCCUUUAUAACAACACGAAGUGUGUUUUGUGUUUAUUCUUGAAAGUAAACAUCUCCCUUCA